Messenger RNA from Hemibagrus wyckioides, 1064 nucleotides. RefSeq names its product geminin DNA replication inhibitor (gene gmnn). NCBI's taxonomy places the organism in Eukaryota, Metazoa, Chordata, Actinopteri, Siluriformes, Bagridae. The record is from RefSeq and is a predicted model, not a curated record. Gene Ontology annotation, biological process: negative regulation of cell cycle; negative regulation of DNA replication. Gene Ontology annotation, cellular component: nucleus. Bases 144 to 845 code for a protein of 233 amino acids. The transcript is spliced from 7 exons.
CGGGUCACGUGAUCAAGUUCGGGCGCUCUACUUAAGCUUGUGGCGCGCGCGCGUCUCUGUUCGUGUUUUAGCGUUGUACCUAAACACAGUGUGUUGAAGUUAAGCAGUAACGCCGUUAAGGGUGCUCUAAGAUAACUGAAGAAAUGAGUUCUGUCAGAAAAAUGAAGCAAGUGGAGAACCCAUCUGGAAAUCUGAAGAAUUUUUUUACAGCACAAACAUCAGGGGCAUCUUCUGGGAGGAGAACACUUCAAGUCCUCCAGCCAUCUGCUGUCAAUAAGCCUCUUGGGAAGAUGAUUGAGACUGGAAAGGCUGUUCCUAAGAGGAAGCUAUGGGGUGCUGACCAGGUGAAGGGAUCAAAGAGGGUUAAAGCUGAAGUGGCAGUGAAAAAUGUAGACCCAGAAAAUGAAAACCAAACUGAAGGGAUCUCGCAGGAAGCUUAUGAGCUAAUGGUCAAAGAAACCCCAACUACGUCUUACUGGAAGGAGUUGGCAGAGGAGCGACGGAAAGCGCUUUUCAACGUUCUCCAAGAGAAUGAGAAGCUUCACAAAGAAAUCGAAGCCAAAGACGAGCAGAUUGCUAAGCUGCAAAAUGAAAAUGAUGAACUACAGGAGCUAGCACAGCAUGUACAACACAUGGCUGACAUGAUCGAGCGCCUAACUGGUAAAAGUCCAGACAACUUGGAAGAACUAAGAGAAAUUGCCUUUGAUGAUGAUGAUGAUUCCAAGUGCGAAAAUGAAGACUCUGGAAAUGUUCUAAAGGACGAGGAAACAAACACAGAAGGUUCAGAGGAUGUAGGAAAUGUGACUGAAACAGAGGACCUGGUCCCAGAGGAUGCAUCAGAGUAGCCUUUAAACUUGGACAGUUCAGAACUGUGACCUGUGAAAUGCUGUUAAGUUUGAUUUAACUUGUUUCUUGACUUCUCAAGUGAUGUGCAAUUACCUUUUUAAAGAUUUUUAUGUAAACUUCAAGCCUUGUAAAAACUUUGAAACUUGAUGGUUAACAUGUUAUCUGUACAUAUGUAAAACUGACAUGUACUUGAAUAAACUGCCAUAUUUUUAUAACCA